CCUAUCAAUCGGUUCCUAUCACUCACUCUCUCCAGACAUACCGUUAACUAUAAANAGAAGGAGUUCCUUAAGAUUCCCUCAAAAGACACUCAGUUUGACAUUUGGCACAAACUCUUCAAAAUCAAUGGCUUUGAUGUCAUUUCACACCAAUUCUUACACAAAGACGUUGUCUUUGAGUUUGAUUUCUUUAAAGAGCAUAUACUGCCCUUAACCACAUCCAUAAGGAAACAGUAUUUCGUGAACUAUGAGAGGGAUAUACCGAUGAGGACUCCGGAGAUCAUUGGCAAAGCCCUCAAGAAAUGUCGACAAUUCACUGAUGAGACCACUGGUUGUGACUCUGGUUUCGGACACCUAUUGGCUCUCAGUCUCAAUGAACUGGGAUUCCGUGUCUACGCCACUGUCUUAGACACCAAUAACACGGGUUCACAAGAGUUGACUAAAAAUUGCCGUUUUUCGCAACAAAUGGUUGUCCUGAAAAUGGAUGUCACAGACGAUGAUCAGGUGAGACACGUCUUUGUCAAAGUGUCCGAAGACCUGUCGGCUAAUGGAGUGGUGUUGUGGGCGGUGGUGAACAACGCGGGGUAUAUGAUGUCGAGUCCCGUAGAGUGGGGUACUUUACACUCCAGCUUUGAACACAUAUUCAAAGUCAAUGUUUUUGGUGUGGUUCGCGUGACCCGGGUAUUCCUGCCACUUAUAAAACAGGCUAAAGGUCGUGUAAUUAACACAGCGAGUGUGUUGGCUCUGUGGGCGAUUCCAACCUUCAGCGCCUACUGUAUGACAAAGGCAUCGGUCCUGAGAUUCUCGGAUUCAUUGCGCAAAGAAAUGGCUAACUUUGGUGUGAAAGUGUCGACUAUAAUGCCCGGUGGGUUCGCCAGCACCGGACUAUUCACAGGUAUCCUAUCGCUGAUGGACAGGACGUGGGCCGAGACGGAGGAGUCGGUUAAGAGGAGUUACGGACAGAAGUAUUUCGACGGUUGGAAGAGAGGUCAGCAAAAGUCGUUGGACUCGAGCAGUGGAUUGAGUGGUAAUAACUCCUAUAUUGUGGUCAACGAUAUCAUUGAUGCCAUUAUUAGUGAUGAGCCGCAAAAUAAUUAUAUGCCAAUAGAGGGCUUUAUGUUUAGGUAUAUCACCUUUGUAAAUGCUUAUUUGCCCGAUUCUGUGGCUAAUAUAUUGCAAGGCUUAUUAAGUAGACGUAAAUAG
Oppiella nova is the source of this 1200-nucleotide messenger RNA. Lineage: Eukaryota; Metazoa; Arthropoda; Arachnida; Sarcoptiformes; Oppiidae. The record is from the annotation of a GenBank genome assembly.